Molecule: messenger RNA, 726 nt
Organism: Vitis riparia (riverbank grape)
Lineage: Eukaryota; Viridiplantae; Streptophyta; Magnoliopsida; Vitales; Vitaceae
Product: peroxiredoxin-2E-1, chloroplastic-like
Exons: 1
Coding region: 1-726 (241 amino acids)
Biological process (GO): cell redox homeostasis; cellular response to oxidative stress; hydrogen peroxide catabolic process
Cellular component (GO): cytoplasm
Molecular function (GO): thioredoxin peroxidase activity
Source: RefSeq, a predicted model, not a curated record
AUGGCUGCUUCUGUCAACAACAUUGCAGCUACAUUCGCCACAGCGCCAAUUCCGUCAUCCUCUUCUUCUUCUUCUUCUUCUAAUCAAGCCACCUUUGCUCUUUCCAUGUCGCGUAAACCCAUUUCCACAUCAUGGAAUCCUCACAGAAGUCUUCAUCGGUCCCAAAAAUCCUUUUUCAUUAAUCUCUAUGGACCACCGGGCCCACCGCCUCCCUUCCAAGAAAUCUCCACAGCCAGAGACCCCAGACUCGCAUCCAUUCCCAUAGGCGGGAAGCUCCCUAAUGCGACUCUCUCCUCCCUCGGCCCAAACGGCAGGGUUCAAAACGUUGACAUUUCGAGCCUCGCCAAGGGAAAGAAACUCCUUCUGGUGGGCGUCUCGGCCGCCUUCUCACCCAACUGCACUCGUUUCGUUAAACGGAUUGAGGCAAUGAAAGGGAAGAGCGCGGAUUUGAUAGCAUGUGUGGCCAUCAACGAUGAAUUCGUGAUGAGGGCGUGGGGCCAACAUCUUGGGGUUGGUGAGAAGGUGAUGAUGUUAUCAGAUGGGCGUGGAGAGUUAGCCACAGCACUAGGGCUGUCUACCCAUAUCCAGAAUGAUGUUAGCGCCGGUUCGGGAUUGGGUGUACGGUCCAGGAGGUUUUGCUUAGCUGCUGUCAACGGCGUCAUCACCACCGUUCACUUGGACGAUUCUGAUGAUUACUGCAUUUCUCACGCAACUGGACGGUGCUGA